Molecule: messenger RNA, 2954 nt
Organism: Amblyraja radiata (thorny skate)
Lineage: Eukaryota; Metazoa; Chordata; Chondrichthyes; Rajiformes; Rajidae
Product: ankyrin repeat domain-containing protein 31-like
Exons: 11
Coding region: 1-2694 (897 amino acids)
Molecular function (GO): protein binding
Source: RefSeq, a predicted model, not a curated record
AUGGCGGGUCGGCGGGAAUCGGAGGCCGCGUCGGACAGCGACAGCGACGAGACCAUCGUGGCGGGGUCGGUGCAGGAGAGCGAGGAGGAGGAGGAGGAGGAGGGGGACGAGCGGCGCGCGGACAGAAUGCUGUUUAUUCAUAAAAAUGCUUUUCAGCUGUACAAUACAAUGAAUGAUUUUACUUCAAGGAUGGAAGCUCCAUUUGAAGGAAGUUCAUCACCUGUGAUUCAGCUGAUACCUAAAACCAAUCUUUUGCGAUUACACAUGGAAAAUCACCAACAGCAAGUGAAAACUCCGGCUUAUGAUGAAGCAACACAGUUGGCACAAUCACAUACCGUACUAAGAUUUGGUGUGACAUGUGUGACUGGUGUAUCUAGCAGUGAUAGAAAUAGUUCCCAUGUGCCUCGUAUUGAUAUUGAACGUAAUUACUGUCAAGAAGAUUUAGAAGAUACAGAUGAAACCAUGUUGGAUAAUGACGUGAGCAAUGAUCAACCAGUCCACAAUAAUGAACAGGAAAUUUCAGAUGAUGAAAAUGCUCCAGAAAUAAAUUUACUUACUGGAGCUCUUAUUACCCCCUGCACACCGACAUGGGAGGGAAGGAAAUCAUUUGCUGAUGAACUGUCAGUAGGAAACUGCACAUCCACUGUGCAAUCGGUGUUUUCAAGACACGAGUCACUACUGGAAUCAUCUAAUGUUUCUAAUGCAGAGACAAUUGAUACAUUGCAGGGCUCACUUACACAAGUAUUACCCCAGAAAGAGAUCUCGGCACAUGAAAAUUUUGAACAAAACAAAAGCUUAAAGUCUACUAGCAAAAAAAUACCAAUAAUAGACUUGUUAAGACGGCUGAGUGAUGAAUCUACAGCUAGCUCUCUUACAACAAUGAAUCUCUCACCUCUAAUGGAUUCUUUAGAUGCAUUGAGCGUUGGUGCAACCUCAGUUGAAUCAUUAGCAGAAAGAAAAGAUGCAUUGCCUGUGGAAUUGUGGGCAGCACUCAACAAAAUGCCAUUAAUGGCACCAGUUCUUCCAGUCAAAGAGACACUAGCAUCAGUGAAUGAGAAAUCAGCAUUCAAUUCAUCCACUCAACGUGUUGUCAAAGAAACAUUACCACCAGUAAAUGGCAAAGCAGAAAAUGAUUCAUCCGUUCCAGAUAAUCAAGAACAGAAGGCUGGCCUAUUUACACUACACAGCAGUGACAAAGCAGUAAAUGAUUCAUCCUUGCAGGACAAUCUAGAACACGGGGCUGGUACAUUUACCCUGGACGACAGUGACAAAACAGAAAUUGAUUCAUCUUUUCAGGGCAAUCUAGAACACGAGACAAGUGAAUUUACAAUGCACAACAGUGACAAAGCAACACAUGGUUCAUCUGUUCAGGAUAAUCUAGAAUGCAAGGAUGGUCCGCUUACACUACACGGGAGUGACAAAGCAGUAAAUGAUCCAUCCUUGCAGGACAAUCUAGAACACGGGGCUAGUACAUUUACCCUGGACGACAGUGACAAAACAGAAAUUGAUUCAUCCAUUCAAGAUAAUCUACAUGACAAAGUUGGUAAUGCAGAAGCUGAUGAAGACCUCACACAAAUAACAGAUUAUGAACCAAACUCGCAACCUUCAGGGAAACCUGAACAUUUGGAACAGAAGAAUAUUGAGUUUUCGCAUGAUAAGAAUAAAACUGAAGCAGAUACGUCCAAGUAUGAGAUGAUGGAGAAGUCAACGGAAGGGAAAACUUUGAACGUGUCUCAUGAUAACCUGACAUCUGCUUCACAUCAGCCUAAUGUAGCUGGUCCUACCAUCCAACGAAAAUCUUCUAGAAAACUUGUUCCAACAGAUUCUUUGUGGUCCUGUUUUGAGUUUUCUACUUCUAAAAGAUUUCAAUUCCAAAAAAGAUCAGCAGACUUAAAGAGAAAGGCAGUGAUACCUGACCAUGAAGAACCCUCAUCCAAAUUGCUUCAACGUAGCGAAGAGAAGAAAGGGCCAUCCUCACAAAACUCACAGCUAGCUUUUAAGAAUAAUCAAGAACAUUGUUGUCAACAUGGAAUAUAUAAUAAAUUAAUAGACAAUAACAACAGCCAGAACUCCAAAAUGAAUAAUGCCUUUCAUACUUAUCUGCUGCGCAGUAACGUACAAAGCAGCCAACUAUUCAGCAAUUUACAAGAUUUCCCAAAAGUCAGAACCACGUCGCUUGGACAGAACAAUAAAGAAAGAGAAAAUAUGGUUGAAACUGAAAGCAAACUAAAGAGCAUACAACAUAGGUCGACAUCAACUGUGAAAGCACAUAAGAAUUCAAGAGAUGAAAAAGGAAACAGCUUGAAUUAUUCUGAAAUGUGCCAGGAUGGGCCACAAAGAAGUACAACAAAACCUGUAGACGAGGAGCCGGUCAUGACUCAAUCUGUUUCCAACCAAUCUGCUAUCUUAAAGUGUAGCAAGAUGAAUCAUAGAAAGAAUAUUUAUGGAGAGACAAAAUUGCUUAAAGCUGCAAUUAAUGGAAAUGUAAACCUGCUUCGUGACCUCAUUCAAGCAGGUGCCAACGUAAACCUUCCUGAUUAUGCAGGUUGGACAGCUCUGCAUGAAGCAUGUUACCACGGGUUUCAUGAAAUUGUGUCGGUGUUGUUAACUUCUGGUGCAAAUGUUAACUCAAAAGGGUUGAACAGUGUGAUUCCUCUGCAGGAUGCUGUCCACCUUGGUCAUCUGAAGGUAUGAUUUAAAUCUCUAUAAAUUAUUAUUCACAUCCUUUAGGUGGGCUAUUCAUAGCAACCAAAGUUUGAUACGUAUCUGCAACACUCCACCAAGCUGGCUGCUUGUCUUUUACAACCUCUGAGGACAAAUAGGCAGCAAAAUCUACUAGUGGUGAAGCAGCUGUCUUCUCGGCACUUCACAUUGACCCAGCAUUUCUGCCUACACCAACCUAUUACAUUUUGCCUCCCAUAUCCCUGCCCAAUUUAAAAGGUUUAAAAUAAUUC